This is a messenger RNA of Lathyrus oleraceus (garden pea), 733 nucleotides long. RefSeq lists its product as uncharacterized. The coding region runs from base 132 to 515 and encodes 127 amino acids. The transcript has 4 exons. Lineage: Eukaryota; Viridiplantae; Streptophyta; Magnoliopsida; Fabales; Fabaceae. The record is from RefSeq and is a predicted model, not a curated record.
UCUUUGUACUUGUUUUGGAACUCAUCAUUUUGUGUUUUGUGUUUACUCUCUUUUCCAUGCGUGUCGUGUGUAUAUAAGUUAAACUCACAUGCUUAAGAAAAGCAUCUCAUGCAUCCUCUCAACAAAAGAAGAUGGAGCUUAUAAAAAUAAUCACUUUUCUAAACCUUUUCUUCUCUUCUCUACAACCAACUUUUUCUUCUUUACAAACUCAAUCACAUACAACAAUUCAGCAUCAAGGAAUAUUAAAUGCACACCGGAAGCUUUAUCUACCAAUAAUACUGCAUAGAAAGCCAACAUUCACCGAAAAGGUUAAAGAAUCUGAUGAAGCUAUAGAUCUUGUAUCACACAAGAAGGAAGAUUCGCUUCCUACAGGGAAAGAAAAGAAGAAAAAGCAAAAGAUGGCGGUAGGCAGGAAAGGAACAAGACAAGAGUGGAUGGAGUCAGAAGAUCCAUCAGAAUACUUUACUAUGGAUUACAACCGUGUUAAAAGACGCCGUCCAAUACACAACAAGUAAUUGUCGGUUGCUCCAUAAACCUAUAACAACUCUUUAAGGUUACAGUUUUGCUAAAUCUGUGUAAUAUUACGAUUUUUGUUUUUUUACUUAAAGGUGCUUUCAUGUUUGGUGACAAAGAAUUCUUUUAUUUUUUUCCUUUGUAAAACAACUGGCGCCUUUGAAGUUGCCUUAAUUUGUGGGUCUUGUCGUAAGAACAAUUUUGAUUAGAGUUUUGGUUU